ACAGACAAGCAGGCAGUUGUGGAUCGUUCGGAAGGGAAGCUGCUGUGCGAGCGAAAUCAGAAAGACUCGCGUGAGGACACAGUGAGAGAAAGCAAAAUAGCAACCACUUACUGUAACAUCCAGAUGGAUGUGAAAGAGGAGACAUGUGAGAUUGACUUGAAUAUCAUGGAGAUAAUAACUGUGAGUAUUAAGGAGGAGGACUGUGAGUGGGAGUCUGGCCUUGAACCGGAGCACCUCUGCAAUAAUGAUGAGGACCGUGAACUGGGGUCUGUGGGCAUUAAAGACGAGGCUGAAGAGAACUCGAUCAGCAUUGAGACACCCAAACAUGAAAGUAUGGAGAGCAUCAAAGAAGAAAACCUUCAUGAUGGGUGUCAAGGUGGAGUGUUGACCGGGUUAGUCUCUUUUCAAAGCAGACACUGUGCAUCUCCAGAGUCUAUGAACGUGAGGUUAGAAUCAUUGCAGUCUGAAACAAAGAGGACUGAAAACAAUUCAUCUUGUAGAAUUCAGGAAGAUCAGUCACCACCUGCAAACAAGUCAGGAAAAAGAAACAAACCUCACCGCUGUUCUGAAUGUGGCAAACAAUUCUGUGACAAGAGUGCUCUAGGGAGACACAUCCGAACUCACACUGGAGAGAAGCCCUAUUGUUGUAAUGAAUGUGGUAAACGAUUCUCACAAAUGACCAAUCUUCAGAGACAUGCAAGGAUCCACACUGGACAACCCCUUGAAAAGCUAUACAGCUGUUCUGAAUGUGAAAAAUGUUUUUCACAAAGGAGCCACCUUCAGCGCCACAAAAGCGUUCACACUAGAGAGAAGCCAUACUGGUGUUCUGAAUGUGGCAAAGGAUUCUCACAAAGCACCAGUCUUCAGAUCCAUAAAAGAGUUCACACAGGAGAGAAGCCAUAUUGCUGUUUGGCAUGUGGUAAACACUUCUGCGACAGUACUACUCUUCGAAGACACAGCAGGAUUCAUUCUGGAGAGAAGCCCUAUUGCUGUUUGCAGUGUGGUAAAAAAUUCUCUCACAGGACUACUCUUCAGAGACACACAAGAGUUCACACUGAGAAAUUAACCCCGAGAGAAAAGCAGUUUUGUUGUUCUGAAUGUGGCAAGCAAUUCUUUCGGAAGAGUAAUCUGCAGUUACACCUUAGAAUUCACACCAAAGAGGAGCCAUAUUGCUGUAAUGAAUGUGGCAAAAAGUUUUUGAGAAGGAGCCAUCUUCAGAACCACAAAAGAAUUCACACAGAGGCCACCACAGAGUGAAGUUCACAACCUUUCGUGAUAGUUAGCAAACCAAGAACAUUUUGAGAAAUUGAGUCCAAGGCUGGAAUGACAGCAAAAACAAGAAUUCAAAAGGACUGACCAGCAGAAGAGGAGUAGCAAUUGAAGACAUUAAAUACAGUGAGAAACAAGCGGACCUCUGAUCUAGCUACAUGUAGAUCAAGAUCUAACCCAUGAAUGGCUUGCAACGAGUGAGUCAAGACCAAGGGAUGAACACUAAUCAUAGCUGCACAGGACAACAGUCUGCACUCAAGGUCUUUCAAGACAACAAUAGAAAAGAAUGGUAAAACAGAAGGUGCUGAUUCUGCCAAACGGGGAAGGAAGCGGUUAUUCAUCUGAAUGCCAGUUGUGAGGCAAAUGACUUACACAGGCAGUGAUACAAUUCAAUUGUCAGAUUGCAUUGUUGGAAAAUAUGGAAAAAUACACACUGCCAGUACCACAGAUGCAUUGGGACCACACUCCAGACCGAAUGACAGAAACUGAGGAAGUGUGUGUCACUUGGGACAUGCCAAUGCCAACUAACGGACAAACGGAUGCCAGUUUCAGUCCCAAGUAAUCACUCUGUAAUUGGAAUGGACAGACCAGAAAUAACCAAGUGGCAAGAAAUGCAAUCUGAGAUGUGCCAGAAGUGAAUUAAAACUGAGAUUGUGCCACUGGUGCUGGGAACAACUGGUCUUUUACAAAAUAAUUCCAGACCCAUUGCCGUCACUCUGCGUGAAUCACACAAGGAAGCACCAUUAGGGACAAUGCAAGUACUACGCCAAGUUUGACCGCAAAUCUAAGAGAAUAACAAAAGAAGCAGUGCAAAAAUCACAAAAAAAGACUCAAAAGUGAGGUCUGCUCCUAUCCUGAAAAUAAUCAAUCCAAGCCAUUGUUGGGAAUUUAGCCCUACGAGAAGCCCUUUUGCUGCUCUACAUGUAGCAAGUGCUUUGUGCUUAUAAUCGGUGUUACAGUCUGCAGUUGUGCUGCCCUCUGCACUCUUCAUUGUACUGCUGUAUUCAUUGUGGAAAUUUGUUUUUCUUGUCUACUGACUUAUUGCCACAGUAAUUGUAUUGCCUUGGGUUUAAUUUGUGUAUAUUAGUGGCCAGAAUAUCAGGAAGAAUCCAAUUUUCAUCAUACAGUGUGACUGACUGUCUACUGGGCAUGCAACAAGAAGUUAUCAACUCAAUAGAAUUUAUAAUCGCGGAGAUCGAAAUAACGUGAUGGCAACAGAGUAGAAGGGGAAAUGCAAGAAGCACAUAAAGCACAAAAGACCAAGUCUUGCCAAAUAAAGUAAUUACAGAGUUCUGCAGGAAGGCCUAAAAUCUGAGUGUGCCAUGGGUUGACUAUAUAUAAAUAAACAAAAAAUGAUUUUGUAAGCGUAUCGCACAUCUAAGAAUCCAAGAAGCCUGCAAGUAUCAAAUUUACCCUGCUCUCCAAAGUUUCAUCUCAUUCUCCCCACACUCUGUCCAGACAACCCUGCAGCUUCAUGAUGACCAUGCUGGAUCACAAUCCCAAAUGCAAUAAGAAGAGGAAUUUUUCAGUUAGGCUUGUUGUCUCCACUGUUGUUGUGUAUAACACUAAAACCCAAUGUUCAUCUUCCUCCGUAACUGCAACAUGGGUUCAACAUAAGCACUCGAAAUCAACCAAACCCUGAACUGUUCAAUUUGGGUGACUUGAAAAUUCACAGCUCCUAGAAGAAUAGCUGCAAUGGAUUUUUUGAAUGACAUCCAAAUAACGUUUAGGCUUGAUGAGCUUGUUCCAUACGUUAGAAGGAAGUGAACAUCCACUGAAGAUGCCCACCUUGAUUUAAAACUAGCAUCAGAUAACUGGACCUAGAAGAAACUUAUAAAUACUUUAGGAUUACUGAAGUAGCAGAUCUAAAGCAUAAGGCACUUAGACAGACUGCUCAAAAAGAGUACAGCUGAAGAACAAAGACAAUCCGCAGGACUUCCUAACGGUACACACAAAUAAAAAAUCAAGCCAUAAACCAACUGGUAAUCUUUCAGUUGCCAGUCUGCGUUGGAAUCGUGGACAGGCACAAACUGGACAGCAAAAAAACAGAAAACCACUGCAUUCUCAUCAAGUAAUACACAAGAAUCGGUGAAAUCCCAGACUUUAAUCCUGAGAUAUGAAGGAAGUGUAUGCCUGUGCUUGAGGCCAACGGCCCCUGGACUUUGUGCUUACCUGAUGCACCCUGAAGAAACCGACUCAUACAGAGAGGACUCAACUAUGAAACCCAAGAUGACCCCAGUUAUAAAGCUUAUGUAAUUAUUCAGUCAGAUUCAACCCCCCUACCCAUCCUUGUGUGCAAAUAGCGUACAUCUCGCCAGGAAGCAGAAGCAAGGACUUUUUAAAAAUUACACCAACAGUAAAGACACGCCAACGGCCAAGAGCACAAAUACUAGCAGGAAAUAUGCAGCCUUCCUGUUGCAGCCACAUGUUGACCAAAAUCUUAGUCCUCAUUGUGAGUUUGAGUCUUCAUUCUAUGAUUGUCAACUUUUCUAAAAAGACAAGCAAGUAACACCAGACAAUAAACCUGACUUGUAUCUUGAAUCUAAA
Messenger RNA from Polypterus senegalus (gray bichir), 3816 nucleotides. Its product is annotated as zinc finger protein 239-like. The transcript has 3 exons. Lineage: Eukaryota; Metazoa; Chordata; Cladistia; Polypteriformes; Polypteridae. The record is from RefSeq and is a predicted model, not a curated record. The coding region runs from base 124 to 1257 and encodes 377 amino acids.